UCAGUUGGACUAAAAAUGGUUUUUAGUAUGCUUCCACAUGAGACAGCAAAGGAAAUGGAGAAGUGUAACUAGGAAAAAGCAAUGUCAUGAAAAGAGAAAAAGGGCUUCUGAAGCAUCAUGCUGCCAAUUAUAUGUGUCUGUGGAUGCACAUAUAUUAUGUGUAUAUGUAUCAAAGAAAAUAAGGACAGAAAUUGCCGCUGCAUUUGGGAGUUAGGAGGAUUGGAAUAGCUAUAAGUCAAAGAUUGAUUUUUUUUCUAUAAUAAUUUACUUUUGCUACAGAAUCCUAAAAACCGGGAUGCCAUUGGUUAGGAGAUAUUGCUGGAAAACGUACACAGUUCUAUUGCCUUUAUGGGAUGGUAAGAAAAACAAUAAUAAAAAAGCCAAAAUGUAUAUAGAACUUCAAAGUUUGUAAAGCACUUUCCUCCCAACAAGCCUGUUAAGUAGGCUUCAUUAUCCUUAUUGUACAGAUGAAGAAACAGAGAUGCUAAGAAGUUAAGGGACUUAGCCAAGGGUCAUAUGACUAAUGUGUCAGGUGGGCCUCUAACCCGGGUCUCCUGCAGUCUUACAACUGUGCCGAGCUCUCCUGUGCCCUGGGAGAGUGGGAGCAUGUCAGACAAUAUUUCAGAAUUCAGGUGCUUAGGUUGACCAAGAGGGAAGGCUUCCGAAGAGGUCACUUUCAGCUGAGGGAAUGAGGAAGUUUUCGUAAAGGAGGAAGCACCUAAAUUGACCUUUGAAAGCAGAAAUGAAGAGGUAAUUAAUGCCUUUACAGGAAUAGAGGUUGGUUCUUGCAAAUGUAGAGAGGCAGGAGAAUGUGAGGUAGGAUGUCUGCAGUGUCUUGGAGUACUAAGAUAGAGACAAGGAGAAAGUCUUUUCUCCUCCCUCCUCUUCCCUUUAAUCCCAUAACUAUUCUAUUUAGCAUUGUUUAUAAUUUAAGGUUUUCGGGGACUGCAGUUUCUGCUACAGGGAGGGAAUAGGGCGGUUGUUUGAAAUGCCAUCUUUCCCUCAAGCUAUAGAUAGCCAGACCAAAGCUCCUUACUUGAGAAACCUCAUACUUUCCAUAAAGACUUCUCCCUCCCCCUCCCUCUCCAAGGGAUUUAGUGCAAAUCCCCCCAGAGGUUAACACCAGCAUUGGCCGGCAACCCUUUCCCCCAAACCUGCCAGCUCACCAUCAGACAUAACUGCCAGCCCUGUCCUCAUCCUUCAACACCUUCCUUCUUUCCCUUGGGGAGCACACUCCAGUCCUGGAGCCAUGGUCGACAUGGGGGGCCUAGACAACCUUAUUGCAAAUACAGCUUAUCUGCAAGCCCGUGAUGGAGACACCAAGGACAUGCAGAAACGGCGACGCAGCCUGGCACUGCCAGCCCCCGAGCGUUGUGCAGAACUUCGUCAAGCCUUGCCCGCUCACUUUGAGAGUUUGUGUGAGCAGCAGCCCAUCGGCCGCCGUCUCUUCCAUGACUUCUUGGCCACCGUGCCUGCCUACAAAGAGGCUGUGGACUUCCUCGCCGACGUGUCUCGCUGGGAACUAGCUGAAGAGGAUAGUACCAAGGACAGCACUCUGAGGAGGCUGGUGAAUGCUUGUGCACAGGCCGGCACCCCCACGGGCCCGCUCCCCUUCCUCAGCCCAGCUCUGGCCGCCAAGUGUCAGGGUGCCUCCGAGAAGGAGCACACAUCCCUAGUGGAGCUGGCCAAGGCUGAGACGAUGGCCUUCCUUCAGGAUGAGCCUUUCCGGGACUUCCAAGCUAGCCCCUUCUUUGACAGGUUUUUGCAGUGGAAAGCCUUUGAACGGCAGCCAGUAACAGAAAAAUAUUUCGAUGAGUUCCGAGUGCUGGGGAAAGGGGGUUUCGGGGAGGUGUGUGCCAUUCAAGUGAAAAAUACUGGCAAAAUGUAUGCCUGUAAGAAGUUGGACAAGAAACGGCUAAAGAAGAAAAAGGGGGAGCAGAUGGCUCUUCUAGAGAAGGAAAUCUUGGAGAAAGUCAACAGCCCUUUCAUCGUGACGCUGGCCUAUGCCUUUGAGAGUAAGGCCCACCUGUGCCUGGUCAUGAGCCUGAUGAAUGGUGGGGACCUCAAGUACCACAUCUACCAUGUAGGCGAGCGGGGCCUGGAGAUCACCAGGAUCAUCUUCUACUCUGCACAGAUCACUUGUGGAAUAUUGCACCUCCACUCCAUUGGCAUUGUCUACCGGGACAUGAAGCCUGAGAAUGUCCUUCUGGAUGACCGGGGCAACUGUCGGCUGUCUGACCUGGGACUGGCUGUCCAGAUCAAAGACGGCAAGCCCAUCACCCAGAGGGCUGGAACCAAUGGUUACAUGGCUCCAGAAAUCCUGAAAGAAGAAGAAAGUUAUUCCUAUCCUGUGGACUGGUUUGCAGUGGGGUGUAGUAUUUAUGAAAUGGUAGCUGGGCGAACACCAUUCAAAGAUUACAAGGAAAAGAUCAGCAAAGAAGAUUUAAAGCAGAGAACCUUGAAACAAGAAGUCAAAUUCCAACACCCAGGCUUCACAGAAGAAGCGAAAGACAUAUGUCGUCUCUUCCUGGCCAAGAAAGCGGAACAACGCUUAGGAAGCAGAGACGAAGGGGAUGAUCCCAGGAAACAUACUUUCUUCAGAACAAUCAACUUCCCCCGACUGGAGGCUGGCCUCAUCGAACCCCCCUUCACGCCGGACCCCAAUGUGGUGUAUGCCAAAGACAUCGCUGAUAUUGAAGAUUUCUCUGAGGUCAAGGGCGUCGAAUUUGAUGAAAAAGAUAGAAAGUUCUUUAAAAAAUUUGCAACAGGUGCUGUUCCUAUAGCUUGGCAAGAAGAAAUUAUAGAAACAGGACUCUUUGAAGAACUCAAUGACCCCAACAGAUUAUCAGGCUGUGUAAAUGGCAGCACAGCCAAGUCUGGGGUGUGUAUGUUACUGUGAGCCUCGACCUGAUUCUGGAACACUUCAAACACUUGGAAAAUCUCUAGGAUAGGGUUUGAUCAAUCAGAAGCAUUUCACAGAUUGUGAAGCUGGACUAACAGUAAGGUUCCAUUUAUAAAUGACUUUGAGGUCUGCAUAACGCUUCCUAGCAACCUGCAAGGUGGUUAGAGCAUCUCCAAUAGUCAUAUCUUACAGAUAUCUGAGAGUUUCAGCAAUUUGUCCAUAGUGAUAUAGCCAAUAGUGUCUGAGGCAUAAUUAGAACCCAGGUCUUCUGAAUCCAAGGCUAGCACUCAUAGCCUCAUAGGACCCUUCAUUUUACAGAUGAGGAAAGGAGGCCGAACCCAAGUUACAAAGUGCUUAGUACAGUGCCUGGCACAUAGUAGGCACUAUAUAAAUGCUUUUUUCCCUUCCUCCACUAAAUAGAUUACAUUUUUUUUUUUAUUUUGGGUUCACAAAGUCAGAUGAUGUGUCGAUUUUUAGUGAAGACUAGGAAAAGGAACACUUGGGUUUAUUUUGAUAAGCCAAAAGUAUGAGCAGUCCACCGUCAUGUCCCUAUGAAUUACGCAAAGUCCCUGAGACAGAGAAUGGAACUUUGUGGUGUGUUCUGAAAAUGACCAUUUGCAAUUCUUGGUAAACAAUCAUUUUUAUUUUGUUUCCAUGCUUCAUCUUUCACUUUUUCUUAUUCUGGGUAGUUUAAAUAAAAGAUUUUAAAGGAGGAAAAAUUCUUGACUUUGCCUUUUAAAAAGAGAAAUUACAACUUUUUGAUAAUAUUACAGAUUAUAGAAUACUUGUCAAUUGCAUUAAUAGAUCUCUUUAAAAUCCUUUAAAUAAUUAACUAUUUUAACUUAAAAUUCUCUUAAAGGCAAAAGUGUUUUCAUCCAGUAGGUCUGUGGAUUGAGCAAAUAUUAAGAGAUUGAAUUUUUCCACCAAAAGCAAAUCCAGCUCCUAUAUCAUGUAAUAAUAAGAAAAAUAGCAGCUAAUAUUUACGUAGUGCCUCCUAUGUGCCGAGCACCGUGCUAGGAACGUUACAAUUACCUCAUUUGAUCCUCACAACAACCCUAGGAGGUGAGGCAUGUAAUCCAGUGUUUUGGUUACUUAAUUAAAUCUUCAGUCUGGAAUUUAGACCUUGAAUUCUGAAUUUCUAAAAGAGUUUUGUUUUAAAUAAUUAUAGGCCAAGUGCAAAUGAACAUAAUUGAUAUGUUUCUAGUACAGUCUCUUUCCCGUGAACAUUUUCCCAGUGAAGUGACUUCUGUGAUUUUGAGAGGGUAAAAAAGAAAUGGAGGAGCUUGGAAUCUGACCACAUAGGAUCAUGAAUCAAAUGGUAAAUGAUAGUUCUCAGUGCAUUAUGCACACACUCAUAGCAUUGUAUGGCGCAAACUCCAUGCUUUAAAUUAAAUAUUUUUGGACUCAAAUCAAGAUCUGGGGAGACAGAGAAAAUGUGUCCACACACACAAACAUACACCCACACACACAGAUUUUUUCUAGAAAUCCCAGAAUUAUGAGAACAGACCAAAGAAAUUUUUUUUAAGCUUGACCCUGUUUAAGACUUUCAAAAAAUACAGCUUUAGAAUCUUGAUUAACUUAAACCCAACUAACAGAACCUUAAUAAUGUCCUUUUUUCACACUCAAUCUUUAGGGAAAAGAGGCAAAUGACAAGAAACCGCCUACCCCUAUUGGGUAUGUAACAAAAAAAAAAAAA
Vombatus ursinus (common wombat) is the source of this 4598-nucleotide messenger RNA. RefSeq names its product G protein-coupled receptor kinase 7 (gene GRK7). Gene Ontology annotation, biological process: regulation of signal transduction; protein phosphorylation; signal transduction. Bases 1250 to 2899 code for a protein of 549 amino acids. The record is from RefSeq and is a predicted model, not a curated record. The transcript has 4 exons. Gene Ontology annotation, molecular function: ATP binding; rhodopsin kinase activity. Lineage: Eukaryota; Metazoa; Chordata; Mammalia; Diprotodontia; Vombatidae. Gene Ontology annotation, cellular component: cytoplasm.